This is a messenger RNA of Drosophila takahashii, 2485 nucleotides long. RefSeq names its product scarface (gene scaf). Gene Ontology annotation, biological process: proteolysis. The record is from RefSeq and is a predicted model, not a curated record. NCBI's taxonomy places the organism in Eukaryota, Metazoa, Arthropoda, Insecta, Diptera, Drosophilidae. Gene Ontology annotation, molecular function: serine-type endopeptidase activity.
GGUUAAAUAUUCACAAUCAUAUUCAAGUGGUUCGUUCGUGCGUUUGAUUUCGAGUCCGAGAAGAUUCGGCAUUUUUUCAGUUUUAUUAGACCAGAUCUAGAGAGUCGGAUAGCCAUGGCCAAUUUACGGUUUCAGGAGCACCUUGCCCUUUGCCUUACACUAGUUGUGCUGGCUUUGGUUAGUGCCGACUACCAGGGCAACAUGUUCCUAAACGGCCAAUACCAAAACAGCAUCAAGGAUCACAAGGAAACACACCUUUCAGUAAACCCCUCGUCGAACGUGUUUCUUAGCCACGCCAUCAUUAGCAGGCAAGCGUCCCCAUUCCAAGGACCUACCUAUCUGCCACCCAAGCAAUACCUGAAGUGCGAUCCCGGCCAGCAAUGCGUUCGCCUGGGUCAGUGCCUAAACGGAUUUUUCACCAACAAGUUUCCAAGGAUACAAAACUGUGAGCCGGAAACCGAUAUCUGCUGCACAUACAAGGCGCCACCCACCACAACGACAGCUAGCCCCGUGCCGUUUGCGUCCUGUCCCCGCGACUCGGACUGUGUAGCACCGGAAAACUGUCGCAACGGUGAAAUAAGUGCCAUAAACUACGUGAAGAAGCAAGGAUCCACUCGCUGCUCUGCGCCAGAUGUCUGCUGCCGUAUGCCUUCGACCACCUUGACCGAAAAUGGAUAUAUCUUUAACCUGCCAAACAAGACCUUCCCGCUGCCGACGAACCCUACAAUUCCCGCAGUACGCACUACACCACCUGCGUACCGAACGCAGCCCACGACUAUGGUACCAGCUCCUCGGCCUACUAAUGAGUAUCUGCCACCUUCCACAACCCGCCGUUCUGAACACACGACCCGGCGACCAGUAUACCUACCGCCUCCCACCACCCAAAAGCCGCAGCCACGACCACAACCGAGUCGCAGUCCCAACAACGAGUACCUACCACCAAUUUCCGCCAACGAGAUCCCGAAGUUCGAGCCUGACCGGGUUCCGCAGCCCUCGAACGAGAAGCCGAUAUACCGUGGCGAGGAUCAGCUAUCUCCCCAGAUCUUUCCCUCAUCCCAGCCAAAUGUGCCGAAACACUUUGCCAAGUGCGCCUCCGCCCUCGUUUGCACCUCAGAGAACUUCUGCAAUGCCAUCGGAGUGCUCUCUGAGUCAGCUGUGGAGUUGACACCCUUGGAGGCAGCAUUCAGAGUACCUCUUACCGACUGCCUUCAGGACGAAAACGGCGCCCCCGGCAAGUGCUGCCGUGACCCGAACUAUGUUGACCCUUGGCCCGUAAACUUGGCAGGAGUUUGUGCGACAAGGAACAAGAGGACGAAGCCGACGGGAGUCAAGGAUCUGGACGCGAACUUUGCUGAGAUCUCCUGGCAGGCCAUGAUACUGCGCGAGUCGAGCAAGACUCUUAUUUGCGGGGGAGCCAUUAUUGGAGACGAGUUUAUUUUAACGUCCGCCAGCUGCGUAAAUGGGCUGCCGGUGACGGACAUUCGCGUUAAGGCCGGUGAGUGGGAGCUGGGCAGCACAAACGAGCCACUGCCAUUCCAGUUGACUGGCGUUAAAAGCAUCGAUGUGCACCCUGCAUACGAUCCGUCGACCAACACUCACGAUAUUGCCAUCAUUCGACUCGAGAGGCGCUUGGAGUUCGCCACCCACAUUCAGCCCAUUUGCAUUAGUGAUGAGGACCCAAAGGCUUCUGAGCAGUGCAUUACCUCCGGCUGGGGAAAGCAAGCGUUAUCAAUCCACGAAGAAGGCGCUCUGAUGCACGUGACCGACACCUCGGUGCUGGUUCGCAGCGAGUGCGGUGCCGAUACCAGUAGCGUGUGUAGUGCUACCAAGUUUGACGCUUGCCAGUUCGACGUGGGUAGCGCACUUGCCUGCGGAAGUGGAUCAAACGUGCGCCUUAAGGGAAUUUUCGCGGGUGAGAAUUCCUGCGGAGACGGGCAGGCUGUUCGCUUUGCCAAGCCGGACAUUAAGUGGAUCAACACGGCGUUUGCUGACAGGAACAAGCCACUCCUUCUCAAGCGAUUUUAAGCUGAACUCUAGCUCGGAUCAAGCCCACGAAUAAAUGCACAACAAAGAAGGGGCAUUUCAGCAGGCUGAGUAGGUUGCUUUCUUUUGCUUAGGUAGAAUUUAGACGAUGUCGUUAACAUGUAAAGCAAGAUGUAAAAAACUUAAUUAUAAGCUAUAAAUUCUACAAAUAGUUUUGAAUCAAUAGACUCAACGUAAGCCAACCACAUAUAUGUAGUGAUUAUACAUGUAAGUUGGAAAAGUGCACUUUCCAGGCAUAGGUACUAUGGCACACUUUACACCUGUCAACUGCACAUCCACAGCACUUAUGCAGCAUCUACCUAUACAUUUACUGUUAUUUAAAACUUUUCCUAUGUCGUACAUCGAAUAUAUGUUAACAUUUUUAAAAUAUUGCUUAGAAUGUUUAUGCGUAUAAAUUUAGGAUUUAACAUAUUUUUAAAUAAAGAAGAACGAUUAAGAAAUA